GCUAGCUCGCGUUAGCUUCAUGCAGCUAGAUGACGUAUUCUUUGGCUCUCGGUAUAAACACGGGCGGUCCGGUGUCCUCCGGUAAUUAGCCGCUCUCAGGCCGCUGCGGUCGGAUAAACCGAACUGUCCGGUGUCCGGGCGAACAUAACUGACACAAACCGACCUGUUCCGCCCGGUGUAAACGGUACUUUUUGCCGCCAGAAACUGUUUUCGCCAGAGCUGCGCAGAUAAUAAGGGUCCGGACCGGAGGACCGGAGCACCGGAGCACCGGAGCACCGGGGUACCGGGGUUUACCCGCUACAGUAACGCCGAAUUAACGGUCACUUUCCCGCCGUUGUACCUGUACAGCAGCAGCAGCUCUGACCUCCUUGUUUCUGUGGAUAUUACCGCGAAAAGAAGCCCCAUGGAGUUUCCCUGGAGCUUCUCCCGGUGCUCCGACACGGUGAGGUAACGGGAACGGGAACGAGACGGGGUUGCCUCACACACAUCAGUCAGCAGGAGCAGCAGCAACCUGUUGCCGGUUGCCGGUGACGCAGAGAGGAUGAGCGGAGCCGCCGCGCUGCUGCUGCUGCUGCUCAGCGGCACCGGGCAGCGGGCUGCGUUCACCGCCGCCAGGUCACUGAACGCACCGCAGGACGGAGGCGUUCUGGCUCCGGACGGACAGACGGACGGAACCGACAGUCUGACAGUGACGGGUGUGGACAGGUGGCGGCGCCCCCUGCUGGAGAAAACUCGUCCCUUCAUCGUGGUGGACGGACAGAGGAGGAGCCUCGCUGAAGCGCUGCAGGACGGUCACCCCGACAGGCUGCAGUCCGGGCUGGAGGUGGGAGGACGCCUCUUCCUGCUGGACCUGGAGAAGAACCAUGACCUGCUGCCCAAACCGCCCAACGUCUUCUACUACCUGCCCAACGGCACCGGGGUGUCCGUGAGAGCCGACCCUGUGACUCACUGUUAUUACCACGGCAGCGUCCGAGGCUUCCCCCAGUCCAGAGUGGCGCUGAGCACCUGCUCCGGACUCCGCGGCGUCAUCGCCAUCAACUCCACCCUGAGCUAUGAGCUGCGGCCUCAGGGGGAGGAGGAGAGUGGAACAGACGGGAGUGGAGGCAGUGGAGGAGGAGGAGGAGGAGGAGAUGAAGGAGGCGUCCACCUGCUGUUCUCCACCAGCCCUCUGGAGGGCGACGGUGCCGGAGGCUGCGGGUUGUCUCACACCGUCCCCCCCAUCCACAGCUCCACACACACACACCGGACGAAGCGGGACAUCCUGUCUGAGACCAAAUACAUCGAGCUGGUGCUGGUGGCCGAUAACCAGGAGUUUCUGAAUUACCAGAAGAACAAUAAGACCAUCAUCUACCGCAUGCUGGACGUGGCCAACCAGGUGGACUGGUUCUACCGUCCUCUGAACGUCCGGGUGGCGCUGACCGGUCUGGAGAUCUGGAGCGACCGGGAUAAGAUCCGGGUGGAGAAGAGUCCCACCGACACCCUCAACAAUUUCCUGGAGUGGAGAACCAGAGAGCUGCUGCCGCGCCUUCGCCACGACAACGCGCAGCUCGUCAUGGGCGGGUCUUUUGACGGCACCACCGUGGGGAUGGCGUCUCAGUCGUCCAUGUGCUCCAGAGACCGGUCGGGUGGAGUCAACGUGGACCACCUGGUCAGCGUGUUGGGCGUCGCCUCCACUGUUGCUCACGAGCUCGGUCACAACCUGGGGAUGAGUCACGACACCGCCGAGCGCCGCUGCUCCUGUCAGAACGAACCGCGGCUCGGAGGAUGCAUCAUGGAACCCUCGACCGGGUUCAUGCCGGGUCAGCAGUUCAGCAGCUGCAGCGCUGCAGAUCUGUCCGUCAGCCUGCUGCACGGCGGCGGUAUGUGUCUCUUCAACGUACCGCAGCCGGACCGCCUGCUGGGAGGCCCUCGCUGUGGGAACCUGUACGUGGAGAGAGGAGAGGAGUGCGACUGCGGCCUGAUGGAGGAGUGUGAGGACCCCUGCUGUAACGCCUCCACCUGUCAGCUGGUUCCUGGAGCCCAGUGCUCGUCUGACGGCAUCUGCUGCCACGACUGCAAGCUGCGGACGGCGGGGUCGGUGUGUCGCGAGCCACUCGGAGAGUGCGACCUCCCUGAGUUCUGCACAGGCUCCUCCCCUCACUGCCCCCCCAACGUCUUCCUGCAGAACGGAGAGCCCUGCGAGGACAGCGCCUCCUACUGCUACGGAGGAGUGUGCGCCAGCAUGCACACCCAGUGCCAGAUGCUGUGGGGACCCAAUGCCACCAGCGCUCCAGCCGUCUGUUUCUCAUCAGUCAACAAACAGGGGAACAAAUACGGAAACUGCGGUCAGCUGGCCAACGGCUCCUACGUCCCCUGUGGAAACUCUGACGUUCACUGCGGCAGGAUCCAGUGUCAGGGAGGGAGGGAGCGCCCCCUGCUGGGCACCAACGCAGAGAUCCUCACCACCACGGUACGCUUCAACCAUAGCGACCUGGUCUGCAGAGGAACCUUCUUCCACCUGGGGGAUGACGUGUCGGAUCCCGCCACCGUGGCCCAGGGCACCGCCUGCAGCCCCGGCAAGGCCUGUUUGAACCAGAAGUGUCAGGAUGUGUCGGUGUUCGCUGUGGAUGAAUGUCGCAGGAAGUGCAACGGUCACGGGGUGUGCAACAGUAAUAAGAACUGUCACUGCGAUGUGGGCUGGGCUCCACCGGACUGCAGGUACUCGGGUCACGGAGGCAGCGUGGACAGCGGGCCGGCCAGAGCCGCUCGAGGGCCCGACCCUGUCCGAGUGGCUCUGCUCGUCGUCUUCCUCUUCAUCCUGCCCGUGGUCCUCCUCUUCCUCGCUCUGCGCUUCCCCCGUCUCCGUCGGAGUCUCCUCUGUCUGGGACCCAACAGCCCGUUUCAUAAAGCUCGACAGCACAGCCGGACGCCGGUGAUGGAGCGAGCGGACGACAGGAACGGAGAGCAGGUCCGCCCUCUGAGAUACCACCUGAACCAGCCCACCGACAUCCCGCUGACCCCGCCCCACAAAGAGGUUCAUGACAGACCUGCUCCUCCCACUAAGCCACUCCCCCCUGACCCCACCCUAAAACCCCUGCCGCAGCGACCUGCCCCCCCCAGCAAGCCUCUGCCCCCCGACCCUCCCAGCCAGCUGCUGGUGAGCCGACCAGCGCCACCCAACAAGCCACUCCCACCUGACCCCGUCACACCUGGACAGGUCUCUGUUCCAUCCAAACCUGUGGUGCCCAUCAAGCCCCGCCUCCUGCCCCCGCCGUGCCACCCCCACAUCCCCCCUCACCCCGGCUACCCCGCCAACACCAAACCGCCGCACCACGGAGCCGUCGCACCUGCAGCCGGUCCCAGCAGACGACCUCCUCCUGCUCCUCCGCUUCGACCCGCAAACCCUCACAAAGUCGACUCGUCCCCGCUGUAACUCGGCGUGGAGGACGUGAGUUUGUCUGACAAACUCUCGAACGUCAGUGACGAAGAUGAUGAUGACUUAAUUAUCCAGUUUGCACUCGGUCAUCGGAUUUCUCUCUGAACCCUGUAAAUAAAAGCUCAGUGCCUUGCUCAGCAGCGCCGAACUUCGACCGACGGCUGCCGGAGAUGAUGUCACAUUAAAGUGUCUUGGUGUCGACGAUGCGGCGCCCCCUGGAGCCAGCAGGGGGUCAGUGCCUUGCUCGAGGAACCUGGGACGGGAAUCAAACCUGUGUUUCUCAAAGUAAAGACUAAUUAGCACAGUGGUUCCCAAACUGUGGUCCAGGGCCCUCUGCAGGACCCGGAACAGGCUCCUCUGGAAAUGAGAAAUCUUUUUUAGGCUCCAGAUGUUUUAGCAAAAUAACAUAUUUUCUUUUUUUCUUCAGUCCUGCAAAUCUUUUUCGUGGAGUCGGAGUUCGGAGAUCUGAAACACGUGAACAGUCGAAGUUAAGACUUGAGAUUAAGGACGUAGAAGAUGAACAGCUGUCGGACCAAGUGGCGGCCGAAACCUGUCUGAGAUUUUUAAAAUGAAGUUGAAAAAUUGGAGAAAACAAUAUAUAAAUAUUUAUAUUUUAUUUUUUCAGAAUAAAGUUGUAACAUGUCGAUAAAGUACUUUCAAAAAGUGACAACAUUACAACUUUAUAAUCAGAAGAUUACAACCAAAAUAUUCCAGCUUUGUUCUCUACGAUCUUUGAGUUUUAAAAUUAUAAAUAUUUGGACUUUAUUCUUGAAAUCUCAGACUUGUUUUUGCCGCAGGGAUUGUAUUUUAGCUUUGCUCUAAAAUCUUAAAAUUCUUGUUGCUGGAUCGAAGGAAGCUCCUUCGCUGACGUGAUAAACGCGUUCUGGAUUUUCUAACGAUGAGAUUCUUGUUGGACUUCAGGCUGGACGUGAACUGGAAGGAGUGCUGGAUCAGGUUUUUAUUUUUCUAACCCGCCUUGAGAUUUCUAUCGGAGACAGUCAGGAAUGUAACGAGUGUUCGUGACCUUACGCCAAAGACGAAUGAUGUAAAAGAUGCUGUAACAUUUAUCUGACCUCUCCUGCUGAAGGAAGAAGUUUGUAUUUGCCUUUUCCGGGUAGAGAUGGAGGACGCGUAGCUGAACUCUGUGAUCAGCUCAUUAGUGGAAGAGAAUAAGUGAGAAAGACAUAAUCAUAACAGGGCGGAACAAUUAUUCCAAAUCUUAUCAAUAUCGCAAUAUGGCUUUAUAAAUCGCAGGAGGUGCAGAAGGCUUUAUGUGUCAAUCUAGCUUUUCAAAUUAAAUAUCUUGCUGCAGCCUUCA
Molecule: messenger RNA, 4733 nt
Organism: Micropterus salmoides (largemouth bass)
Lineage: Eukaryota; Metazoa; Chordata; Actinopteri; Centrarchiformes; Centrarchidae
Gene: adam15
Product: ADAM metallopeptidase domain 15
Exons: 26
Coding region: 542-3412 (956 amino acids)
Biological process (GO): innate immune response; proteolysis; integrin-mediated signaling pathway
Molecular function (GO): integrin binding; metalloendopeptidase activity
Source: RefSeq, a predicted model, not a curated record